Molecule: messenger RNA, 2627 nt
Organism: Trachymyrmex cornetzi
Lineage: Eukaryota; Metazoa; Arthropoda; Insecta; Hymenoptera; Formicidae
Product: forkhead box protein O
Exons: 2
Coding region: 28-1650 (540 amino acids)
Biological process (GO): regulation of transcription by RNA polymerase II; anatomical structure morphogenesis; cell differentiation
Molecular function (GO): DNA-binding transcription factor activity, RNA polymerase II-specific; RNA polymerase II cis-regulatory region sequence-specific DNA binding
Source: RefSeq, a predicted model, not a curated record
GACAGACUUCACUGCUCUUCGUUGAUAAUGCCGCGACCUUCGCGCGAUACCUACGGUGAUCAGAAGCCACCCUACUCCUACAUAUCGCUAACGGCGAUGGCGAUAUGGUCGUCGAGGGACAAGAUGCUGCCACUCGCCGAGAUUUACAAGUUUAUCGCCGACCGCUUCCCGUACUACAGGAAGGACACGCGACGAUGGCAAAACUCCUUGAGGCACAACUUGUCUUUCAACGAUUGCUUCAUCAAGGUACCACGCGGUCCACAUCGGCCAGGAAAGGGAGCUUACUGGGCCUUGCAUCCCGCCGCAUUGUCCAUGUUCGAGAACGGUUCGCUCCUCCGCCGACGGAAGCGGUUCAAAUUGCACAAACCGGACAAGGAGCUGCUCAAGUCCGAGCUGCAGGCGCUCGCCUCGGCGAUGCCGCCGCCGUUACCACCUCCGCCGCCGCCGCCACCGCCGCCACAACCGCAUCCGCAGCCGCAGCCGCAUCCGGAACCGGUCGCGUCGACUGGCGGAAUCGUCGACGCGAGCGCAUGUCCCGGCAACGGUCUCAGCCUGGCGAAUCUUCAUCGUCUACGGGAUGAUCUGCUCCGAUGGGAGAUACAGGAGAGGCGAAUGAUGGUCGCGACAGCCUCGAAUCACGGUGAUUUCACCGGCGCGGCCGGCUUCGGACGAUUCGACGGUACCACUGGUUUACCAGCUGGACCAACCGCGCCGGAAGCCGUCACCGCUGGCUACUAUUUACUAUCACCCGAAGUGAGACAGAGACUCGCGGGGGGUGCUACCGAUGGCAGUAACGAGAUUUUGAGGACAUACGAGGCCGCUGCGUUGCUGCACUCUGCCGCUUCUUGGAAUUUCUCUGGCUUUCCAGCAGUUUCGCCAUCGUACGCGGUAUCGCAGCUCCCGUAUAUUCAGCAGACUACCGCCAGUAGACAGACUAUCCAUCCGACGCGGGAGAUGCGGGACGAGCGCCGUUUGUCGAGCGACCGCGCUCUGGAGAACGGGAUCGCCGCUACUCAUGGUAGAGAAAGCGAGACGAUUUUCACGGGUGAGAAUACUUAUGAGAUCUCGGGCUACAACCGCGACAAACUCGCCGAGGAAGAGCCACUCUCGUCGUCCUCGUCCUCGUCCUCAUCGUCUAGAAUAAAUCUCUAUCGAAACACCGCCCUGACUACCGCUUCGUCGCCACCGACGUCGCCCACCUCCCCGAAUUCGCUCACGUCCAAGUCAUCCUAUCGCCACCUGUCGCCAAUCUCGAGCCUGGCAGUGGAGGUCGAGCGAACUCAGUUGCCCUCCAAUCGUGAGGACCAGGUCGUUUUGACGACGAAUACGGAGAAGAGGGUUAAGAAACCAUUCACUAUCGAGAACAUCAUCGCGCCCGACGACAACAACGAGGGUAGUGGCGACGGUGGUGGUAGUGGUGGUGGUGGUGGUGCUGGUGGUGCUGGUAGUGGUGGUGGUAGUGGUAGUGGUGGUGGCGGCGGUGUCGGUGUCGGUGUUGGUGUUGGUGACGAGGAAGCUUCGAGGUUGACCGAGGUUGAGCCGAUCGCGAAAAAAUCCUCGCUCCUCGUGCCAAGACCGCUCUAUGCCGGGUACUCGAUGUCGAUCGCAACCACGGGUGUUCAGAGGCCGUCUUAUGGCACCGCCACUUGAACUCUCUUCAUUAUCUCGAUCAAUUCGUUAUCGAAGGGAUUAGCCGAACGACGCGAGAGUUCAUGAUGCGUCUUGAAGAUGUCUAAAGGAUGGAAGAUGUUCAAAGGCUCAAAGAUACCGAGUGUGCUUUCGACACUUCUACCACGUCCCCUGGAUAUUGUGCCGUCUGCAUAUACGUUUCACCUUCAUUUAUCUGGUAUCCUUCGGGAAACUAUGCCCAAAUCAGAAUACAGCGUUCGCGUAUAUACACGUACCAAGUAGAAAGUUACGAUUACCGCCGUUAGUAAUGUAUAAUACGAAGAAUUCCGAUCGGAUUCUGUUAGAUAAGCGAAGGUGUAACGUAUUUAUGAGAACGCGUCCGCGAGAAUUGUUAUUUACUACUGACAUCUUGAAAUCUAUAUACUAUCUUAUUCAGUGGCAACGCGACGAGAUUCAAACGAGAUAAUCGUGGAUACUUUUUGAGCUCGGUUACGACGCGAUUUUUUUUUUAGUCCAAUUCAUCGCGAAUCGAUGCGAUGCAGACUGAUGCAGAUAUAGGGAGACAUCGUAGAUAAUCGACGUUAGUUCCUCGUUUUGUAAAGGCCGUUCUCUAAUCGAGGGUCUUUGCUUGCUGAUAUUGGUUUUCGUCUUGUGCGCCGCAGACGAGAGUCGCUUGGUCUCUAAACUUACGAAGUAAACUAUUCGCGAGCAGUUAGCUAGAAUUAUUCGUAAUUUACGGCUACCGUACGAGAGCGUAUAGGUGAUCGAUUAUUGUCAACUGCGAUAUCCCGAAUCGGCGACUUUCGCCUAUGUAAUUAACUAAUUAGACGAUCUCUAAACAAUUAGGCGCAGACGCGGGCGCGAGCACAGCUAUACCGAUGUUAGGUUUAGCACACAAAAUUAACAAUGCAAAGCUAAUUUUAAGAUUCAUAUAUGUAUAAAUAUGAAUUUCAAAGUUGGUUUUGUGCUGUGUAACUAUUUAAUUGGAAUAUUUUAUA